AUGGACGUGAAGCUGGAUCGGGCGACAUGGGGCAACGUUGGUGGGAACGUGUGGAAGAGGGACCUGGACGGCAUCGAGUGGUACGAGAACAUGGCUGCAGACAUCUGGCCGAACGAGCACACGUUCCUAUUCGAGCAGGACCACAGCUCGGCGCUCUCUGCACUGAUCAGAGGAUACGAGGAGUCCGGCUCCGCGAGUCCCGGCCCACCACCGAGAACGAUGGGCGCUCUUGCUUCGACAUCGUCCCAGUGCAGACACACCUUCUCGGCUUCAGAGACGAACUCAAUGCUCACCGUUAUCAAGGAGAAAGGCCUACCUUCGAUAUCGCAGCUUGCCGUUGCAAGCCACCUCGUUGUCCUCGCACGCCGCUUCCCGUCCACGACGCGGACCCGCGUGGCGUAUGCAACGGCAGUCAACGUACGCGACUGCCUCGGCCUGGCUACGCCCCGCUACUUUGGCAAUGCCUUUGCCUCCCUCAGCUCUUCUUUCGAGUCUGUUCAUAAAGACGAGUCUGAAGAGGAGGAAGGGCUUCGAGUGCGUGUCUGCAAAUUGGCCAGUGAGAUGUCGGCCGACGCAAGGGCAUGUAAAGACGAAGCCGAAGAGCGGCUCGUCGUCUUUGGCAAGCUCAUUAAGCUGGUGCGGAACGACGUCAGCGCCGGACCGCCGCCCCCAAGGCAUCAAUCAAUGUGCAUGUCAGACGGCUUGCUGGAACGUUAUGUUCAAAGGAGCUACGCGAGCCAGCUCCACGUUGAGGGCGUGCACUUUGGGUGCCACGUUCACCAACCAUAUCUCAUUGGCCGUUCGGCCACGUUUCGAGAUCGUCUCACCCUUUCUCUCGACUACAAUGAGGCCAUUCACAAGCGGGACGAGGUGGCGCUCCUUGUGGAGGAGUGGGCCAGUCUUUUGAAGCUAGCUGUCGCUUCGACGCAGCACUAAGGGUGACAGGAAAAAGAUCGUCGGACGCAUGGAAGCCGAUGCGGUCGGACCGCC
Molecule: messenger RNA, 990 nt
Organism: Acaromyces ingoldii
Lineage: Eukaryota; Fungi; Basidiomycota; Exobasidiomycetes; Exobasidiales; Cryptobasidiaceae
Exons: 4
Coding region: 1-936 (311 amino acids)
Source: RefSeq, a predicted model, not a curated record